ACCACAUUAAAAAUGUCACUUAAUCUAUACUCAUAAUAUAAAAGAGAGUCGUGUUAGUUACUCUAUUUAUAACUCAAGAACGUCGAAUUGAAUUUGGCUGAAAGGAGACGGACAUAGGAUACUUUUUAUUUAAUGGUUACCCGAAAAUCUACGGGAACUGGCAAAACGAGAUUGUGCGUACGAAGUCGCGGUCAGAAAGUAGUUUUGGUAUAAAAGAAAAUGAUGAAUUAAUGCAAGAAGAUUUAUAACUGUCCUAGUACUACUUACUAAUACAAUAACUAUCUAAAUACUUACUUGGGACUACUUACUAAUACAAUAACUAUCUAAAUACUUGAGGCAUUUCAAAAGAAAUUCCAUCAAAAUGUCUCAGAAAAUUUGGAACGUGGUAAUAUUGUUUUCAGCAAUUUUACAAUUGACGCAAGCUUGGACUUUCAAAGGCUACAAAGGGUCGCUCAACAAUUCAUUGGAAGUUAGCAGCACUAAUGGCACACAGCUCAUUGAUGAAGGAUAUAUUGAUGUAGACCGCAUAACAGUGUUCUAUGCCUUUGGAUUUUUGGGUAGCGAAAACAUUCAAGACACAGACAGAUUUAUUGAAGCUACGUUAAACUACACUGAUUGGUCUAUAGUACUCGUUAACUGGAAGGAUGAGGCCACCCCCGGCGGUUUACCAGAUUAUUUCACAGCAUCUCGAAACAGUCAAACCGUUGGUACGGAGCUAGGUCAAGCUAUAUCUACCAUGGUGGCUAGCGGCCUCAAUCCCAACAACACAAUAUUAGUAGGCUUCUCUUUGGGCGCACAGCUGUGUGGCCGAGCUGGGUUUACUAUUAAAAAUAUCAUUGGACAACCUUUACCCUUGAUCGUGGGUCUAGACGCAGCGAAGCCCCUAUUCGAACCUAUUGAAAUCUUUAGAUGUAUAAAAUCAACGGACGCCUCUCGUGUGGUCCUAGUACACGCAGAUAUGGGACGCUUCGGUGUAUCAGGCAGCCACGGAACACAGGACUUCUACGCCAAUGAAAUAUAUUAUGAGUCACACGGCUACCAACCAGGGUGUAGCUUGGUUAACACCUUGUUAAACCCAAUCUUUAUGUUUGAAAAUUUUGAUUUUUUCCGUGUAGUAUUUUGCAGUCACCUCCGUGCAGUGCAGUUCUGGGUAGAAAACAUUACAAAUAAUUGUACAAUUAUAGGCAACCGGGCUAGUAGCGGAGCUGCCUGGUUGCUCUCAGGAGGAACACCCAAUAACCUCACUUGUCUCGGCUAUAAUGCAAGCCAGAGCGCCGAAGGAAAUUACUAUUUCCGCACCAACGCAGAGCCCCUCUAUGGUCUGGGCAUAAAUGGAACAACACCUUUUUAAUUUGUGGAAUAAAAGGAGAAUCAACAUGUUUCCUAAAUCAAAAAUAAAUUAUUUCAACUA
Messenger RNA from Spodoptera frugiperda (fall armyworm), 1411 nucleotides. Its product is annotated as phospholipase A1-like. The coding region runs from base 362 to 1351 and encodes 329 amino acids. Gene Ontology annotation, molecular function: lipase activity. Lineage: Eukaryota; Metazoa; Arthropoda; Insecta; Lepidoptera; Noctuidae. The record is from RefSeq and is a predicted model, not a curated record. The transcript has 7 exons.